Racocetra persica is the source of this 403-nucleotide messenger RNA. Lineage: Eukaryota; Fungi; Glomeromycota; Glomeromycetes; Diversisporales; Gigasporaceae. The record is from the annotation of a GenBank genome assembly.
AAUAUUACUGCACAGUCAUUGAGAAGAAAAUGUGAAAAAACAAAAAAUCGACACGAUCUCGGUCGUAUGAAUAUAGAAUAUACUCAUUGCAAUCAAGAAAAAAUUAUACUUCCUCUUCUUAAUGAUCCCCCACUUCUUCUUAGACAUUUUUUUGAAAGCAGUGAUGAGGAUGCUAGAGAAUUUUAUAUAAACAUUCGUCAAUACAAUGCUGCACAUGCAUUUAUAUCAUUAGGUGUCAUGAUUGAUCAAACUGUACUUCAGAGAAAUGGUUCAUAUGUCUUUUGUGUUAAUGGAGAACUAUGUCACUUAUCUAGCCCACUCAUCUCUAUCCAUAACAAUAUACCUGCUUAUGCACAACUUUAUAUCUACAAUGCUGCAUUUGCAUAUUUAAUACGAAUGAACU